UAAAAGUGGGUAAAUAGUAUCGAGUCGGAUGUUUCGGUGGGUAAAUAUGGGUGUAAAAGUACGAAUAGUUGUGUAGUAUGGAGCGUCGUGAGAGUGUCAUGGAACAAAACAAUCCCAAGUUAUUCGCAGACGGGCCAUACCGUACACACGACGGUGGUGUGGUCGUGUGUAAGCGCGAGAUGAGCGACAAUGGCGCCCAGGCUAGGCAUCGUAUCGCGAAUACAGACAUUGCCGAAAACAUUAUCUUCGUUUCGUUUUUUUUUUGUUUUCUCUUUUCUCAGUCGCGCGAGUGUUAAGACGAGCGGGUGUUGUUUAUAAAUUGCGUCGCAAUUCGCAUUCUAACCUCAUCCAAAUAACGCAUUAACGCUGCCUAGUCUUAAAUAAAAAGAAUAGAUUACGUUGAGACUCGUCACGCUGUUUUUGUAUCCUUCCUCGUUCUGUCCUCCCCCCCCCCCCCUCUCUCUCUCCCCAUCUGUAUUAUUCCACGUACUAUUGUACGAGGUUAUGCGAAAAUAAUGUUUUUGCCACGUAUAGUAGAGGCCCGUGAACCCUGAAGGGUUUUACAGUUAUACUGCAAUGUGGCACAUUUGCAGAAGCGUAGAGAACGUUGUGUCGUUGGUAGAGUCGUAUGUUUGUUAUUCGUAAAAUUAUUCGAUCAUUAUUUGCAACGAUCAGUUUGGGGAGUAUUUUUUUUUUUUUUUUUUCGUUCAUCAGUCGUGCUUUUAGUUUUGGACAAGCCAGUUUGGUUGUAGGGCCGGGAUUGGAGAUAGACAAGAUGGAUCAGCAAUAUUGCCUCCGUUGGAAUAAUCAUCCGGCCAAUUUGACGGACGUACUGAGCUCGCUACUAGCCAGAGAGGCCCUUUGCGACGUCACAUUGGCGUGCGUCGGCGAAACUUUCAAAGCUCAUCAAACGAUAUUGUCCGCCUGCAGUCCGUACUUUGAAAAUAUAUUUCUACAAAACAUACAUCCUCAUCCGAUAAUAUUUCUCAAGGAUGUCAACGACACGGAGAUGAAGGCGCUUCUGCACUUUAUGUACAAAGGCGAAGUUAACGUCAGUCAGCAUCUUUUGCCCAUGUUUCUUAAAACGGCCGAAGCGCUGCAAAUCAGAGGUCUAACCGACAACAGUGUCAAUAACAAGACCGAAAACAAAAGCCCCUCACCGGAACCUGAAACCCAGAGUAGCACGAGGCACGUAGAAUCUCCCAAUCUACAAUCGCAUCCGGAAAAAAGGAAACGAAAGGCCUCCGGAAGUUACGACGUUUCCCUCACAGGACCGCCGAGCGAACGCUUCCUAUCCGACUCUCAGGCAUCGUCUCAAUGUAGUUACAAAUCCAGCCCUACAGUGAUUCCAAAGUUAAACAAUACACUAGGCGGCGAUGUAGAAGAUGGAGGUCGGCCAAUGUCCCCGUCGUCUCAAGCCCAAGCUCCGAUAAAGCAAGAGCUCGACCACCACAUGCCUGACUUCCAUGACAACAUUUCUCUGCCUACUAGUGUGGAGAGGGAGUUUCAAAGUGAUGGGAAGAGUGAUGAAACUAUGGAUGUGCAGAGCAUGUCUCGGGACGAUCGUCGAGCCCCGGCCCCGUUGCAAACCUCCCGUGAAAGUGCCAUCAUGGCGGGAGGCUCGCUAUGUAUCGAUAUGUCGUCAAGCCUUCCGGAUUAUCAGCGCGUCAAGGGACAUCCGGUCGGGUUGUUAGGAGACGACGGAGGACCCACGGCGGGGGCAUUGAGCGACGGUGUGCCAGGAAUUGAAACGUCCGAGCACCACAACCCUCCCGAAAUGCUCGACGGACUCGAUGGAACAACAGCAAACGAAAAGGAUAUUGAGAAAAAAUAUGACUCGAUGAAUAAGUUAGACCAACACCUCGGUACGGAAAGUUGUAGGCUGUGCGGUAAGAGCGUAGCCAACAUAAAAAAGCACAUGAAAUCACAUUUCCCGGAUAAGUAUCAGUGUCACAUAUGUAUGAUAUCGCUCACGAGAUCGGACAAUCUUAAAAGGCAUAUUAAACUCAAACACGGAAUACCUGCCGAAGGAUCAAUACUGUCGUCGUUUUCGCGCUGCGAGACCAAACACUUCCUAGCCAAGUCCGACAGGUAUCUCACUUAGCCGCGGGGAUUGAGAGUUACCACGGAAAGCGCGUUAUGCCGGAUCCUUGGGUGCUCGAGGAUCGAGUAAUCGGGGGGCACGAUGGGAAAGCGAACGAACGAAAAGGACGUGCGAAAGAAAGAAAAAAAUUAUGAAAAUGUAGCGAUAAGACACGACGAGGACGAGGAUCAGCUCGUAGCUUUUAAACGUAAAAAUUGAAAAUUAUUAUCCACGAUGCUGCAGAACGAUUUUACACUCUAUUUUGUAUAUUGUACAAGCAAACGUUGUUCGUGACGUUCCUUACUCGCGUCUACCAAGGUUACGAGAUUACCAUGAUCUUGGACACGCAGUAUUAUAUUUAUUCUAGACUCUAAGAGAUAGAAUAUUUUUUUUAAUACAACACAUAUAUUUAUAUCUAUAUAUACGUACAUUUGUAAGUUAUAUUUAGGUGUGGCAUUGUCAAUUGGUUCCUAACGAGGAAUUUGACGUACAAUCGUAUGGUUACCGCAUCCAUUCUCGCGGAGAAAAUACUCCUCGGAGUGAGAUUUUUUAAACGAAGGAUGCUUUAGGCUCGUAAGAAAAUAUAAAUCGCCCAAGGCUUUGUACGAUCCGCUGAGACUCGAUCCGCUCCAAAUUUCAAUCGAAUUUCCCGGAUUUCCUUAACGAUUGUCACCUCACGGGGCGAGGGGGGAAAUCAAGGCCAUUUGGGGGCGGAUGAAAAGCCUCUCGAUUCCGGGACUUUUCGUCCUCGUUGAGGGAACUCCUGCACUGCGUGCUAAUCAAAUGAGUAGUCAAAAAAGUUCAACGUACCGAUUAAACUUAUUCUUAGUAGAUGCGUAUUCAAGCAUAUUUUAUUAACGUGAAGAAAUAUUUAUAAUUAUAGUUUCGCAAAACUAUCAACUGACGGAUGCAAAUUUCCAUGAUGACACAUUUUCACAGCUAUUUUUCAAAUAAUCCUCUCCAUUUUUUAACCGAUUUUAUCGCACCAAGUCUCAUUUAUUUCCUCAACCGUUCCUCUACCAAUUCACCGCGUAGAUUUUCCUUUAAACUCACUCCUCCAGAUAUUGUGAAUGAACAAGUUUUUUCACUUAUGAACAAUUAGCUGCAACAGUGAACAGCUGCAUUGGCGAACAAAAUGAGACUCGUUGCAAUAAAAUCGAUGAAAAAAGGCAGAUAAUUAUUUGAAAAGUACGAGUGAAAAUGUGCCAGCGUGGAAAUUUUCAUUCAUCAGUUGAUGCUUUUGGAAAACUAGCGUUUUUAAUAUUUUUGCAUCUUUAUGAGAUAUGCUGUGUAACACAAAUCCGCUAAGAAUAGAUUUAAUCGGUACGUUAAACUUGGUCUAAAAGCGUUUUGAGAAUUCAGUACUCAUUUGACUAGGAUGCAGUACCUUAAGUUACCUUGAGCUCGGUCUCACCCGGACAGUCUCGCUUGUUCGUAUCAUAUUUCGAGGAAAGCCAAAAGAACUUGAUUUAGUUUUAGUUAUUUAUUUGUAUUUAUUAAUGUUUGUGUGUCCCGCCCGGUUCGAGGCUCGAUCGGAUCUCCCUCGCGUGUCCUCCCGUCUGGCUCGACAUAUUUUUAUAUCAUAUUCCACGUUCGGGGGGGGGGCGGUAUGAUGGAAAAGAUGCGGGAAAAUCGGAGCCGCGUCGGUCGCCCCGACGACCGCGGACCACGCGCGGCUUCCAUAAAAGUUUUGUACCGAUGCGCGGGGAGGGAGAAAGCAGGGAAAUAAAUAGAAGAAAAAUAGUUCGUGUCCCUUUUCAGUGGCACUAGCCCGAGCGGAAACUCGCGGAAAACAGGAUUUUAUGUGCGGAAAUGGUUGUAAAAUUCGGUCUGAAUUUGAUGGCGGAAAAGCAUCUUCGCUCGAGAAAGCUUUUCUCCGGGAGGCGGUUGUGUGGCAAACGUCGGUUUAUAUAUUCGUCGGGAAAGCCUAGCGACGCAGAAUCGGAGAAAUUUCUCGUCUCUCGCCGCCGCGUUUCACGCUUCCUGGCCGCUCCCCGGGCCCCGCGCCGCCCCGCUUUUCCAUAAUGUUUCAUUUUCAGAACGUUUACCGCGACUCCCUGCUUUCGGUCCUCGAGACUUUAACGAAUUUCAAAAUUUCACGAAUUCCUACCUCUCCGUCGGGAAUCCAAACCGCUCGCGCAGCCCCUUCGAGCCCACUUUUCCGUGUCGAACAUCUCGCGGACUUCAAGUUUCUCGAGAGCUUGCAAAACCGCCCGAGUCUUUAGGAACUCCGGGAAACGUAGCGACGCACGAAUUUAUUGACAUUCGCGGCAGAGCCGCCGGUGCGCAACGAGCCACGUGGAAAAACCGCGCGAGCAUUCUCCCGCGCGCUAUUUAUUUUCUUCAUGCCCCAUCGACUCUCCUCUUUCCAAGCCACUUUAUAAACGGACAAAUAACGAUUCGAAAGCCGAGAAUCGCGUGCACGCUUUUCCAGGCUCGCGCAAUAUUGUGAAAGCCCCUUAAAGGCUUGCGUCGUAGAGUUCCGCGAUGCCGUUCGCCUCUCGACCCCGGUAAUAAGCUCUCGCGCUACACUCAAGAUUUUUCAAUUACGAAAAAACCUCCGCGUCCUUCCGCGUUGCUCCCUCGCCGUAUUAUUAUUUUUCGUUUCUAAACUGCGCCAGUAUUCGAGGCUGACAAAGAGCUGUUAAGGGCUCAAAAACAAACAGUCAAAUCGACGAUUUCAAGUUUGGGGGCCCGGCACCAAAGUCCGGGAAGAAAGCGUCGGGGACACGAGGCUGAAGUUUGCGACGUUCGAGUUCAACGAAACGAAGGAAAAGAGCAUUCGUAAUUCGCUCGUUUUUAAUCUCGUGUGGCUCGAUAAAUGAGGAAUUCGGGGGUGAAGAUAAUUGGAGAUUUACUGGAAUAAUUCGAGAGUUUUUACACCACUUCGUUGGACUGCAACGCCGCGAACUUCAGCGCCAUUCGAAGACUGAGAGAAACUGUAAACGAAACGGAUUCGAGCGAGUCCGAGGGGCUCUGAAUAGUCAUUAAAAAACUAGUCGAAAGAUCGCACUCUUAAUUUGUAAUCUCCGAAGCAGGAAGAAAAAUCCAACUUUAUUAUAUUUUCUUCUCCUGCCUGUGUGUGCGUGCGUGCGCGUGUGUGUGUGUGUGUGUGCGUAUGAGUGUUUUCGUCCUCGAGUAGAACCGACCCAGUGGAGCAUUGAUUUUAGUUGCGAAUCGACGAUUUAUUAUUAACGAUAAUCGAAGAACUUUGAGUGCGUAUCCGUGCCACGAUAAUCCCAGUGUUUUAAUCCGUCGAACGGAAAAGUCCUGAAAUCAUUGAAAAUAAUUCCCCCUUCGAUCGAGUUGUCCCCUCGAUCGAGGGCAGAGCCCGUUGCCCCUCCGUUUCCUCCGACUUUCGCGAUCGCGUCAUCAGCCCGAAUCGAUCAAGCCCGUCCGGGGCUCUCCGGAGCGAUUCGGAAGUAAAGUCCCGCGAGUUUGACGUCUCAUUUUCCACCUGCUUUUCUCCGUUUGGAGAAAAGCUCUCGAACCGAGCCAGGCCGCGUUCACUUUUCCAGUUGCUUUAAAAAGUCGCCAAACGCGUGGGCGAGCGGGUGCAAAGUGUGCGGUCGCGUUGUCUCCAAUUUAAAGAAUCGUUGCCUCACGCAUUGCCCAGGAAAUUGCGCGUGUCCGAUGUGGGCUCGUCGCAGAACGAGACUGGACAAUUUGAAGAGACGCGUUAAGCUCAAGCACCCCGAAACGCGAGUACCCGACAAAAGUUUCCGGCAGAACACGCAACUCGCUCUCGAGGCUCGCACCUUUUACUUUCACAAAAAGAGGAGCAUUCAUUAAUUUCUCUCCGCGCAAGCCCCUUUCCCCGUUUUCCGUGCUCACGUCCCGAGACCUCUUUCCACGAGUGCGAAACUCCCAGCUCGAUUCAACCGCGGUCUAAAUAACGCUCCCUCGGUUCCCGCGAUCUUCCACGCCUCGCCGUCUCCGCACUCCCAAAAAAUAGCGUCUACCGAGCUCCGGAAAAUAAUACGAAACAACAGAUUCUCCCUGUCCAAAAAUGUCGCUCGCGCCGCCAUAAACUUGUCAGCCUCUUUCUCCCGCGGCCGCAAACUUCCUCCUUCUCCCCUCUCGACGAAUCCUUUUCACGACCUCGUAUCGCACAAGAAUUUUCAUCAUAAAUAAAAAAAAAUAUUGUCACUAUUAUUACGAUUAUUCAUAAUAACGAUGCGAAAGCGAUCUCCGUUCUUGUACGUCGCCAAACCGCACCGUGUGAGUUUGUUCGACUCUAUUUUUAGUCUACGCUCCCCCAUUAUUGUGUAUGCUUUAUUUGUAAAUCUCUUUUUAUAUGUGGAAAUCAAAGUAACAUUCGUUCUUCUUCUACUUUCCAUAAAAAUAUGUGUAUUUAUGUAUUAUUUAUAUAUUUGUACUCGAUCAUUAACGCUAGUUUAGUUAGUAGUAUUUAUUUAUCCUAUUAUUUGCGUAUACUUGAAAUACUUGGAGUUGAAUCGAUCGCGAGGGCGAACUUUGUCGCGCGUAAACGCUCUUCCCUCGCGAUUAUCUCAACCGGAAACGAAUCUCUGUACUCUACCUCGAAGCGAGUCAACGAAAGUUCAUCCUCCGAAUGUGUAAUUGAAAAAGCGACACGGCACGACACGAGAGAAGUAUUGUGAGAGGAGGAAAGUGUUUGAUCAAUCGAUAAAUGUGAAGCUCGCGCUGUGGAGAGGCGAAACGAUGAAGGAACUUUGACGAAUCUCUGAGACCGAGCUGCCCAUGUCGGUUGAUCAAGGACCAACGGAAUUAUUGAGACUGGCCUUCCGCUCUCAUCGCCAGAGCAAAUCCACUGCUUUUUACUACACAUGCAAAUAUUGUACCUUAAAGAAUUCUCGUGCCUUUUUCGUAACGGCCUGAUAGUACAAUAAAGCCAGUCGUCGUGUUGCGAACUUGCCGCCGUUAUUGCGAAGGCCACGCUCAGGCUCGGGCACCGACGAGGCGCGCGCGGGAAAUUAUUGAUUUUCGAAAUUUUGUGUGCGCCUCGUUCUCAAGUCAGAUAAAUUCGAGAGUUUGCGGAAGCAUCGAGUCCUCGAAUCCUCGUGAAAACUCACUUUUCCUGCGUCACUACAAUCCCACGGUCCUCCUUGACAGAACGGAGAAGCUUUUUCCUCCCUUGACAAGAGCUCGCGAAGACUUGUCGACCGGCGUCGCGUGUGCGUUCCUCGGAGCGUUCGGUGCGCCGCGCCGAGUCCGUGACUCUUCCAGCACUCGGUAAACCUCUCUCCCAACUCUUUUCCAUUCCCCCUCGCUUCAUAUUCCUCUCAGUUCCGAUGAUAAUCCGAGGGCUCGAAUUCGGACGCGCGAGAUGCACUUUCUACUCCGACGAUUUUCCCUCGCGACGCGAGGGAAAAUCGUCGAAUUACUCGGGCCAAUCGCCGCGAGUGGAUCUCGCGCGUUGCUCGUUCAUCCGAUGCGAACAAGCGCUUUGGUACAAGCUCGUUCCCCAGCUUGCCGAGCUCGUCGGUGCCUCCGAGAAUGAAAGUUGUGCGCGGGGCUCAAACCAGAAAUCCAAAUACGCAGCACCACGUCAUUAUUAUACAUUGCGAUUUAAUAAUCUCUCUACCGACUGCUUAAUUACUAAUCAUAAGCGAAUAUUUAUAUUUUAUAUUAUAAUAACGAUACGACUGUCGAUAUAAGCGAGAUGUAUUUAAGCUACGGACGCGACAACGGCGAACAAAAAAAUGGAAAAAACGAUCUCUCAAUUUUGUACACUCGGCAUUGGUGAAAUACAACCUGCGUGAGACCGAAUG
Messenger RNA from Venturia canescens, 7836 nucleotides. It is a transcript of the gene fru, whose product is annotated as fruitless. Gene Ontology annotation, molecular function: DNA binding; protein binding. Gene Ontology annotation, cellular component: nucleus. Gene Ontology annotation, biological process: regulation of transcription by RNA polymerase II. The transcript has 6 exons. Bases 629 to 2104 code for a protein of 491 amino acids. NCBI's taxonomy places the organism in Eukaryota, Metazoa, Arthropoda, Insecta, Hymenoptera, Ichneumonidae. The record is from RefSeq and is a predicted model, not a curated record.